AUAACAUUGAACCAUUUAUUGACAAUCUGGUCCUUGGAGUAAUAAAAACUGGUUACAUUUAACUUGCUGUUUGAUCAAUCGGCAAUAAUGUUUAAAUUUCUCAUCAACAGUGAAUCAAAGAUUGAUGAUUAAUUACGGAUUUAUUUCAGAUUAAAGGACCCAAUGAGAAUUAACGAAUGCAAUAAUUGUAGCAGACCAAGCUCAAUGGAAUAGUUGCUACCUAGCACGAUACUUUUUCAAGACCUUUGUCUAGUAUCCAUGUUACAUUAGUUUUGUUAACAACAUUUACUAACCCAAAUUAAAUUAUCUUGAAUAAUGUAUUAUUAAUUGAUCAAUUAGUGUUUUUAAAUUAAAUUUAAAUCUGAGAAUGGGAACUUUAAAUCACAGCUUCUGUAAAAUUCACUCAGGAUGGAGACCAUCAAUAAUCUAUAGACAGAAUGAAGGAGCGCCAACAAAGUGAAGGGGAUUCCGGCUUGGAGCCCCACCUCUUCACCUCAGAGACGUACCUGGGCACCAAAAUGGACGAGAAAGCGCUCACGUUUCACACGCAGCUUCAUGACUGGAAUGAGGCUCAGAUCCUGGUCUCUAAGCACACACAUUUGCUGACAGCAGCACAUAAACAGGAUGUUUUCCUGCCUGUAAAAAAGCUAGCUCAGGUGGAGUACUGGACACGUCAGGUGAACCGCUUCUACGGACCUCCGAAGAACUCUCGUCCCAAGUCGGGAAGUUUUAUGAAAAUCGAUGUCACAAAGUACAAUAUGAAGGUCGACAAAGAUGAGGCUACUCGAAGCAGGUCCGCUAUCUAUCCCCAGAGGACACGCGCGACCAGCGCUGUCAGUCGUGCUACAACAACAAAAAUGCGAAGUCGAUUCUUUGGCAAUGAUUAUCACACGGUUAAAAACAAUCUGGCAGAAUCCCAGAUAUUUUACUCGUCUCAACGCCGGAAUCUACACUCAGGCACAACAGCAAAGUCUAAGAAAAGUAGCAAAACUGAUGAGCUAAAGACGGCAGAAACUGCUGCAAGUGAGGUUGUGACAAACUCAAAGUUUGACAACGGUACUGAAACAGUUACAAUCAUAGAUGAUGAUUCUAAGGCUAGUGAUAUUGAAUCUUUGGAGACGGAAGUCAUGCAACCCUUUAUUGUCGCUAGGUCGUAUUCCAAUCGAGAGCUCAACGUGAUCUCAAUUGACGACUGUAAAAUAACUUGCAGAUAUCGACCCCAGCUAAUAAAGGAAAAUCGUAAGAUGUUAGAUGAGGUGGAAGAAUCAGAUGACGAGGAAACACUUGCAAAAGUUUUAGGGAAGGUGCCACAUGCUAAACAAAAAGUUGUAAAAGAUUCAUCACACAAAGACUCUGAAGGAAGGAACGGCUUCGAUGCAGACGAUGAAAUAAGCUCAGAAUCAGUGCACACAAUUGAUAAUGCGCUCAAUGACAUAGUUAUACAAGAUGGUGUAGUGGACACAAAUAACAACACUCGUUCUUGCUCCAGAAUUCAAAACUGUGCUCCUUCUAAAGAUAGCAAAAAUGAAAACAACUCAAGAGACAAAAGUAUACGAAACAGUAAAGGUAGCUCCCCAAAAGCUUCAAGUGCAGAGGACAGUUCUGCAGGAAAUAGUCAUGAAAGUGAAACUCGCAGCGAUAAAUCAGCGUUCCAAAAUGGGCACAGUGAACAAGAACACUCAAUGAGACCAAGAGUAAAUUUCAGCUCAAGGGGAUCCAGCAAGGCAAGCUAUGGACGUGUGACGGCUCUCAGUGCUAGACAACCGGGAACUGAAUCCAGAAAUGAGGUGACAAAACAAGUAUCAAGAUCAGCCAGAAUCAAUCAUGCCAUAAACAAUGUCGUUCAGGACCGUAGGCUAAUGAAUGCAGAAAAGGACUUUGAUACGAGGACGGCGGUUUAUGGCCGGACUGUGGUUGACGUAAGUGAGGGAAGCGAAAGAUUUAAGAAACUUCAUGCCUCGCUGAGAAAGAAGAUUGACAAUUAUGUUGAAACGCACAGUGCUGUUAAUACUAAAGACUAUUAUGAAAGAUGUCGCAGAAACAGUGCCAUAAACUCAGUGAAAUCGUGAACAGCUUGGUGCCAAAUUAAUGACCAGUGCAAAUAAUUAUGUGCCUAAAUUGACCAUUGAAAUGUAAGCGAUUUGGUGCAAAAUUCACCAUAUGUACAAGUGAUUUGGUAAUAAAUCAACUCAUGGGGCUAAUUUGCUGGUCAAUUACGGAUUUCAUUUGUUUAUUAUAGGACAAUAAAAGAACAUGUUAAUAAGUACAUGUUUCAAUUUCAAAUACAUAAUACACAUGCCAUAAUUGCCGCUUUUUUACAACCUAUUAUGCAUUGUAACACAUACUGUAAACAAAUUAUUAAAGCUUUUUAAUGUUUAAUGAAAAUUCCAGUUCAAAAUUCUUGGAAGAAUCAUAGCCAAACUCAAAGCACACAGAUCAAUUUUAAGUUCAGAAAACAGGAUGCAAAAGAGAAACAGAAUUAUACAGAUACAUGUAUUUAAGGAUUACAAUAUUAAUCUCAUUUCAAUUGCCUUUCUUACAUUAAGUUUAAAGAAUUUUCAAUCAAUUUACUUUGCUGUAUUAUUAUUUACUACUUUAAUUUCUGUUUUGUAUUACCCUUAUUAAAACUCAAUAAAAUGCUUAUUCACUUCUCAGUGCCACCUCAUUAAAGACUAAUUAACUGAAAUCAUACAAGAUAAAUUCACAUUGAUCAGCUAUCAUUAUGUGGUAUGGGAAGGCCAUAAACUGCUGUAUAAUCUUCUUUAAAACUACAUCACAUCGUAUUGAAAUCCUGUUAAAUUACAGGUUUAAGCUUUUAAUUCAAGAACGUAAAAACAUAAUGACAAUAACCAAUGUAGGAUUUCAUACCAGAUAUAAGCAAAGUAUUGAUUAUAAUUUUCAGCUAUUUUCUCACUUUUUGAUGAACCAAAACAGUCUUAAUGUUUCACUGAUAUGAAUUGCACUUCUUCAUUUAAUUGGGAAAUAUGGGUUAUAUUUUUGUUAAUAUAUCAUGCACAUAUUAUUGCAUGGCAAUGAUGAGACUAUUUAAAGCAAAAAAAAGUCUUAAUUUCCUUGGGUUUUUUUUCUUCAUUGUUUUAACAUUUCUAAAGCAAUCAUAUCCAAAUUUUAUAUUUCUAUGAGUGCAUUUUACAUGUCAUAACAGUAACUCUGAAUUCAUUGAUAAUUAAACAGUGUGAAUAGUGUUAAUUGGAACUCUAUAUAAUCAGUAUACACUGUUGUUUGUUUGUUUGAAUUUUAUCAGAUUGUGUAAAAUAUUUAUUUAUUUAUUGUUAAGAUUUUGUUUUACUUUUC
Dreissena polymorpha is the source of this 3312-nucleotide messenger RNA. RefSeq lists its product as uncharacterized. NCBI's taxonomy places the organism in Eukaryota, Metazoa, Mollusca, Bivalvia, Myida, Dreissenidae. The coding region runs from base 438 to 2069 and encodes 543 amino acids. The record is from RefSeq and is a predicted model, not a curated record. The transcript has 2 exons.